Molecule: messenger RNA, 3702 nt
Organism: Leishmania mexicana MHOM/GT/2001/U1103
Lineage: Eukaryota; Euglenozoa; Kinetoplastea; Trypanosomatida; Trypanosomatidae
Product: putative RNA helicase
Exons: 1
Coding region: 1-3702 (1233 amino acids)
Cellular component (GO): intracellular anatomical structure
Molecular function (GO): zinc ion binding; ATP binding; protein binding
Source: RefSeq, a predicted model, not a curated record
AUGCCCUCUGAAAUCCUGCAACGGCUUUAUGAGGGCUUGGGUUUUCCGCGAGACCUUGUCACGCAGUACCUGGCGGACCUCGCUCAGACGGUUGAGGUGCCGUCAUUUAGCGAUGUAACGGAGCUGCUGGAUGAGGCCGGGCCUUUUCAGUCGUUUCUAGUUCACAGCUGCUUUGAACUUUUCAACUGCAUGACCUGGUUCUCGCGUGAGGAGAGCAACGACAAGGUGAGCCCCGAGGAAGGCGAUGCGAUUCUAGAGAACGAGAUUGGCACGAUUGAGAGUCUCUUCAGCGACAGUUUUCUUGGUCGAAAGCACUUUGACGAUGACACAAACGACCGCGAACUGUACUUCGGCUUUCGCACCGCUUAUGAAAAGCAGUUGCUCGUAGUCGUACGCUUCCCGGACUAUUAUCCGACAGAGACGCCGGUCAUUUACGUGCAACCGCUCCGCAGAAGCUCACCCGAGUCGCUGCCAAGUCUUGUCGUGGCGCCGUCGUGCACGAAAGACAUUUCGGCCGUCGACAGACGCGCCAUCAUGGAUGCAGCCGUGCAGGCGAUUAAUGGGUUUGUGGGUGGCGGGUGUCUGAUGGCACUUAUCUCCGCCAUUCACGGCGCGGUGUCAUCAAUGGAGGAAGUGCAACCGGCCUCGUCGACGCCGCCGCUGAAUAGGGACGCGGGAGCAAAGGAACGGUCUGCGGUGCAGCAGCAGCGCAAGGCGUUCCUUGGCGCUCUCACCGGCAACAGUGCGGCCGACAAAAAGGCCACCGAGGAGUCCGCAGAGGACGAGGAGGAUCGCUUCAUUCAGGUCUCGAUGCCGGAGAGGGUCGAGUUGGCGACCGUUGACGCCACCAAGGUUGAUCGGGAGACGCAGCGCCGCGACUUCUUAGCGUCCGAUGCCGCCCUCGACGUGACUCUCAAGUCCUCGUGGGAAAAACUGAAGACAGAGGGUUCUCUGCGCAAGGCGCGCGACUCGCUCCCGGCACACAACGUACGUGAAACGCUGCGGGCGGCCUUACAGAAGCACAACACCGUCGUUAUUGGUGGUGAGACGGGUAGCGGUAAAACAACUCAGAUUCCACAAUUCCUAUACGAGUUCAUGUGCGAGGAAGGACAUGGCAGCUCGGCUAAUAUUGUGUGCACCCAGCCUCGUCGUCUUGCUGCCACCUCCGUCGCUCUGCGCGUCGCCGAAGAGCGCGACGAAGCGGCUGGUGGCACAGUCGGCUACUCGAUUCGCCUAGAGAACUGUGUAUCCAAGAAGACGCAGAUCACCUACUGCACCACAGGUAUUGUGCUGCGACGGCUGCAAACAGACAAGUACCUUGGUCGUGUAAGCCAUGUGGUCGUGGAUGAAAUUCACGAGCGGGGCGUGGAUACGGACUUCCUGCUUAUCCUGCUACGCGAUCUGGUGCGGCGACGACAGGAUCUCAAGGUGGUGCUGAUGAGUGCCACGAUGGACUCGGAGUUGUUUGCACGGUACUUCGAUGGUGCCCCGGUCAUCUCCAUCGCAGGACGCACGUUUCCAGUAAAGGUGAUGCACUUGGAGCAAAUCAUCCCCGAGGUCAACUACACCCUUGAGGAGGGAUCGCCGUUCGAGAAGAUUAGCGGAGACAAGGAGACGCGACGGCGCAACACGCGCAAGAAUGUGCUGAACCUCGACUUGGAGGACGUGGAGGAGGACGUGGAGCGGGAGAAGACGCAGCAUAGGCUCGCACAGGUGGUGAGGGCGUCGCCUAAGACACUCGACACACUUGCACGCAUGAACUAUGACGUGAUCAACUAUGAGCUGACCGAGUACAUUGUGGAAUACAUCGACACCGCGCUGCGUGUGCCAGGCGCAGUGCUGGUGUUUCUCCCUGGCAUGGCCGAAAUUCAGCGAUGCCUCGAACAGCUGAAGCUCAACCCCCGCCUCGCCAAGUCGUGCCUCUUCUACAACCUGCACAGUUCGCUCGGGUCGUCGGAGCAGCAAGGAGUGUUUCGGCGGCCACCAGCCGGUAAGCGAAAGGUGAUUCUGGGCACCAACAUAAUGGAAACCUCCAUCACCAUCGACGACGCUGUCUACGUCAUCGACACCGGAAAGGCAAAGGAGAACCGCUACAAUGCCCGCAAAAGCUUGUCUGAGCUUGUCACGGUGAACAUCUCCAAGGCAAACUGCCGCCAACGACAGGGUCGAGCGGGCCGUGUGCAGGAGGGCUUCUGCUUUCGCCUUUUCACCGAGGCGCAGUUCGAAGCCUUUGACGAUCACCAGCUCUGCGAGAUGCACCGCGUGCCGCUGGAGAGCCUCAUUUUGCAGAUUUACGCCCUGCACCUAGGCGACGAGGUCGAGUACUUGCAGAAGGCGCUGACCCCUCCCGAGGAACGCGCGAUUCACAGCAGCGUCAAAGUACUGACGACGCUUGGCGCGCUGACCGCGGAAAAGCGACUCACCUCUCUCGGACAGCACCUCGCCAACCUACCUCUUGAUGUGCGUGUGGGCAAAAUGAUCAUCCACGGUGCGUUGCUGCAGUGCAUCGAUCCUGUGCUCACCAUUGCCGCCUGCCUCGCCACGAGGUCGCCCUUCAUUGCAUCGGUGGAUUUUCGCACCGAGGUGGAGAAUAUGCGGCGCGCGUUCGCCGGAGAGACGCUCUCGGAUCAGCUCUCCUCGUGGUUCGCCUACAACAAAUGGGCGUCGGUCCUGCAACAGAAGGGUACCGCCGCCGCACGCAAGGUGUGCGAGGACUACUUCUUGUCACCCGCCACACUGAAGCAGAUUGAGUCUACGAAGCGCCAGUAUGAGCGCUACCUGUACGAGGCUGGCUUCCUAGACAACGCACCGAGCUCGCAUGUGCCACCCUCCAAGUUCAUCUUCCCACCCUUCACAACAUUAGACGAUCGCGUAUUUGAGGCGGGAGGACAGCACUUCAACGAGAACUCCACCAGUACACGCUGCAUCUUGGCGUGCCUGGUCGCUGGACUGUACCCCAAUGUCGCUCAGAUGCGGAUGCCGCGCGGGCAUCGCAGCGUCGGCGGCGGCAGUUACGGGGGACGACACACUGUGAAGUUUGCCACCUUUGACGGGUCGGAGUGUCUGGUGCACCCCUCUAGUGUGGCGGGCAAGGAAACGGCGUUUUCGUCGCCGCUGCUCGUGUACGUGGACAAGGUGAAGACGUCGGCAACGUUCUUGCGGGAGGUGUCGGUGGUGGCACCGCUACACGUAAUCCUGUUCGGCAGCGGCAAUCUAGAAUACCUUGCAAAGUACGAGGAGCUCUGCGUGGACGAGAUGACGGGAUUUAAGUGCCGCCAGGACGAUGCGACGUUGCUGACGCAUCUGAAAACACAGCUCGACUCCGCUCUGACGCAGAAGAUUAACGACCCGUCGAAAACAUGGGAGUCGAUCAGCAGUGUGGUGGUCCGCGCCAUCGUGAAGCUCCUCAAAGAGGACGGUGGGCGCGCUGGCGGGCUCACAAUUAUCGAUCGCCGUCAGCCGCGGGAGCCGUUGACCGAGCCGCUUAUACCGGAGGCGGCGGCGGUCCAAUCCGCCGUUCCCGAGGACCAGCCCUUCAAGACGAACAAGUCUUGUUUUUUGUGUGGCGAAACCGGGCACGUGUCACGGUACUGUCCGCACAACAGCACGCAUCACAAGGGUGGCCCCCCGGUUCGCUGCUUCAUUUGCGGCCAGUGGCACUUUCCCCAGGAUUGCACACUGGUGAAGGCACUGAAGCGGUAG